AUGUCUGCAGCGAGAGCGGCUGUGAGAGUGUUCGAGGAGCAGGUAUCUUCUGCGAGACGCAUACCUGUCGUCGGGGAGGAUGUACCGAUGGCCAUGGCGGCUUUCUAUUCUGUCAGAGACAUAGGUGUGUUUCACGGGGCUGUAGUGCCGAAGCUAUGUUCGAUGGUUUAUGUUCAGGGUGUACGGGAGUGCGAGUUCAACCAACAUUUCGAGAAGACCUUUGCAGGAACUCUGCCCCGAGUCUUGACCCCCCUGGACAGGGAACACAUUUCUGCACCAAAAAUCUUUGCCAGCUUCGAUCGUGUGGUAAUGGGCGUGAAGUGUCGUUUGAUUGCUAUGGGAUGCAUGGGUGCGGUUAUGGUGUUUGUCAUAGGCCCCAACAUCAUUGUGGACAAGAACUUGAAUAUUCAGGGUAUCAUUGACUGGGAAUUUUCGAGUACCAUUCCCCGGCAAUUGUUCACGCCGCCAUCCUGGAUUACCGCGCAUGAUUCGAUCAAGACACCAAAGGAAAUGCAUGUCGAAUUCCGCCAAGUUUUGGACGAGAAAAGCAGCACAGAUAGCCGAUAUGACCGGCUUCGAAGAGAGUGGUAUGAUCCACCAAACCGCCCAGAUACAUCAGGCAUUGGUCAUCCAAACUUGGCAUUCUGCAUUGCCCAUCUCAUACGACGGCCCGAGGAUGCUGUUUACACAUUCCACGAUUAUUUUGCUCCCAAGCUCUACGAACGGCCUAUUAUGGAUGUAACUACUAAAUUCUUGAAAGCGAACGAAGCUUGUGCCUCGGAAGUGCGGCGUCGGGUGGAGCAAAAUGAGCUCUAUACUCAAUACCUGAAGGAUACUGGGCUAUACGUGCGAGACUGGAGGUUGGAUCUGAUUGAAAAGUCAAAGGCUCUCAGGGCGGAAAUAGAGGCGGCAGAAUUGAAGGAAAAGAUGGAACUUGAGGCCGCACAGCAAGGCGAGCGCAUCGGCAACUUGAAGAUUGAUGAGACGGAAACCCUGAAUGGAGACCAAUCGGUUUGA
This is a messenger RNA of Pochonia chlamydosporia 170, 1017 nucleotides long. RefSeq names its product phosphotransferase enzyme family protein. The record is from RefSeq and is a predicted model, not a curated record. The transcript has 3 exons. Bases 1 to 1017 code for a protein of 338 amino acids. NCBI's taxonomy places the organism in Eukaryota, Fungi, Ascomycota, Sordariomycetes, Hypocreales, Clavicipitaceae.